ACCCCCCUCUCUUUUUAGCAGCCACAUACAAGUCGGCCAUAUUAGAGAGAUGGAAAUAAAGCUUCCUCAAUGUUGUAUAUGUCUUUGAAGUACAUCCGUGCAUUUUCUUUCUUAGCAUCUAACCAUUCCUCCCUUGUGGCCCUUGGUCCCUCAAUCACCCUCUCCCAUAGCCCACCCGCCUAACAUCACAGUCUCUGAAAAUGCACAGGGAUGCCUGGCUACCUCGCCCUGCCUUCAGUCUCACGGGGCUCAGUCUGUUUUUCACUUUGGUGCCCCCAGGGCGGAGCAUGGAAGUCACGGUCCCCACCACUCUCAGUGUCCUCAAUGGGUCUGACACCCGCCUGCCCUGUACCUUCAACUCCUGCUACACCGUGAACCACAAGCAGUUCUCUCUAAACUGGACUUACCAGGAAUGCAGCAAUUGCUCAGAGGAGAUGUUCCUCCAGUUCCGAAUGAAGAUCAUUAACCUGAAGCUGGAGCGGUUUGGAGACCGAGUAGAGUUCUCAGGGAACCCAAGUAAGUAUGACGUGUCAGUGACACUAAAAAAUGUGCAGCUAGAAGAUGAGGGCAUCUACAACUGCUACGUCACCAACCCACCGGACCGCCACCGUGGCCAUGGCAAGAUCUACCUGCAGGUCCUUCUGGAAGUGCCCCCGGAGCGGGACUCCACCGUGGCAGUCAUCGUGGGUGCCUCCGUGGGGGGCUUCCUGGCUGUGGUCAUCUUGGUGCUGAUGGUGGUCAAGUGUGUAAGGAGGAAAAAGGAGCAGAAGCUGAGCACGGAUGACCUGAAGACUGAGGAGGAGGGCAAGACAGAUGGUGAGGGCAACGCGGAAGACGGUGCCAAGUAACCGGCGGUCUGCCCAGAAGCCCCUCCCUGUGCCCUGUCGCCUUCCCCCCUGCCCUGUACAGUGUGACCCUGCCUGCUCUCUCUUGGUGUGCGUCUCUCUAAUCGGACCCUAGGAUCCACCUGGGGCCUCACUUCCCAUUCCCUACCCCACUCCCCAUACCAAGAGUGACCUCCCUUCCUUCCACCUGAAAACUGCCUUGGUAUCUGACAUGUGCAAGCCCUGGGGAGAGCAGAGAAGAGCUCAGCAUGUCAGUCUUUGUGGAAGAAAGACCAAAGAUGGGAUGGGGGAGAGAGGGCAGUGGGAGCAGAGGUUGGCUGCCCAUCUUGUCUGGGGUUUGGUCUGGUAAUGGUUUAAACUAUGGGGGUAGCAGUGUGUGUGCGUGUGUGUGUGUGCGCGCGUGCGUGCGUGCGUGUGUGUGUGUGUGUGUGUGUGUGUGUGUGUGUGUGUGUGUGUGUGUGUGUAGGGGUGUCCUGUGCUGACCAGAGGCACCAUGGGAAAAGACGCAUGGUGGCUUUGCUGAGUUCCUCUGGCUACUCCCAACACAGAACAACCAUCAGGAUGGGGAUAAGGGUAGGGUCCUACCAUCUGUGGGGGCAUUUUUAAAGGGAUGACUGUGCAUUUCGAGGGCACUCAAGGAAAGCGAGGCUGAGGCAUUUCUGGACACGAGCCUUGGCCCACAGAACUCUGUGCUGGCCUCAUUCGAUCACUAGCUGCUCCUGGGGGGAGGUUCUAGCUCAUUGUUGGUUACUGCUCUCUUGGGGGUGCUGGCAGGAGCAGUACUGAAAAGACAGCAUUGGGCAGGACCAUACCCCACCCUAGGGACCCCCCAGCAGGAGACCUGUGUCACUGCAAACACAUUUAGCUGCCCCCUCUAACAAGAUGAUCACCUUGGCCUCAGCCAGUAGCCGCCAAGGCUCAGAACUCUGUGUGUUGGGGGAGAGUGUAGAGGGCAACUUCCUGCAGGGCUUCAGUUGGGGUUUCCAGUUGCACUUGGCAGUUGGGGUUUCCAGUUGCACUUGUCUGGCUUUGGCAAGGAAGAGAAGGCAGGAGGGAAUGUGAGAGGAUACCGGUAGAGCCUGAGCCCUGCCCCAGAGCUCCCUUUGUAGGGGAGAAAGUCACUCUUGUGGGAGUCAACUUUCACUGCCGUUUUACUAUCGUUAUAAGGAGCUUGUUUAAGUCUAGAGCCAGGGAGAAAGGCAGGGGAGAAGCUGCUAAUGGAGAGCAUGGUGUUGGGAGGGGCUCAGAGGAGAACAAGCCCUCCUACAGAUGACCCACACAAGCUGAGGGUCUGCCCAAUUCUCGCUCCUUGGUCCCCAACUAGCAUAAAUAGAGCUUCCUGGUGGGACAGCCUCAAGUCUAGAAGGUGUUUGUGCGUGGUGGUAGGGUUCAUCUAACCCUGCUCCCCUCCCAGGAGCUCAACCCCUCUAAGCUCAGGGAGUUAGUGUCCAGGGUAGGGGAUGAGUGUGGUGGAGACCGGACCAUGACAGUCUCAGGGACCAAUGCUUGCCUCUGCUUAUCAGAUAGCCAACUAGAAGAUGGGAGGUUCCUCUUAAUCCACUUCAACAACCAUCUAUUGAGCAUCUGCUCAAUGCCAGGCACUGUGCUGGGUACCGGGGGUGCAUACAAAGCCAUAAUAGAGUCAGGGACUGCCAGAUCUGCGCUGUAGGAGCAAGAUUCUCUUUCUUUCUUUCUUUCUUUCUUUCUUUCUUUCUUUCUUUCUUUCUUUCUUUUCUUUCUUUUCUGAGCAUCUACUUCCACCUCUGCGGCGGCUGCUUCCACGAGAGAGUGGGGAGAAGGAAGCGGCUCUUGGAUGGGGGCUUGGGAAAUAAGAGUACAAGGGAAGAGGGGAGGCACCACUGGGGAGGUGCAGAGGUCAGGUGGGUUGGGCCUGGAGUGGGAAGUUCUAAACUCUUUGGCUCAGUACCUAACUGCCAAUCAACACACUGCCGAUGGGAGUGGGCUAAGCCACCAGGACGCCUGGAGCAGGUGAACGCUGCCUAUCCUCCAAGCUAGCCAGCUGGGAGUGGAGAGAUGGGUGGUGGGCGCCGCAAAGCAGCUGAAACCGAAGGUGGUGGUGUUUACAUCUGUGGCUUGGAAUAAUCAGCUCUCCUCACCUGGUGCGCGAGCCCUCUUCUCUGGGGGGCGGGGAGGGGGGGCUGCACCGGCGGGACUUUGCUCACACCAGGUCUCGUAACAUCUGGUUGGGCUGCUUGUGAGAUUCUUCAAGGGUUGUUCUAAGAAGCUCGAGUCUCCUGGGGUCUUUUUCUUUUCUGUCCCUGACAGAGUGGGGGUCCAGAGAUGGCCAUUGCCGUCCCUGGACCCCCACAGGCUGGGUCAGGAGCCAUUUCUGCCCCCAGGAGCUUGCCCUCACGUUCACUUUCUUCUGGAGCUGCUCUAGAGCCUCCUCCAGGGGCUCUGGGCUGUGGGGUCGGGAACAAACCAGGCUUCUGUGAGGUGAGGUGGGAGACUGAGAGAUGUUUCUCCAGGAGCCAUUGUUGAACCUGGCUUCCUAGCUUAGGCCAGCUAACUGCUCCCUUGCUGACGUGUGGGCUCCGGGCUCCACUUCUGCCUGCAUGCUCCCAUCACUGUGCUGCUCCUGCCUCUCCUGCCCGCCCGGAACCCCUGCCACACGUCCCACCGGCCUCUUCCUCCUAAUUAAGGGCCACUGCAAAGAAAGAUGGGCUGGCUAACCCAUGGGAUUUAGCUUUUGAGAACAAAGCACAAUUUUUUCAGGACUGAAAAUGCCUUGAGGUGCCUUGGAACUGGCUUUGGAAAUAGCUCUCUGCCCCUCCAGCCAUGCACCCAUCGGUUAUUCCCAGUUUAUAACAAGGAAAAGCUGAUCGGGUCUGCGUUGGCCUGCGAGUCUCCUUGGGAAAGUUGGGCUGCUAAAUAUUCACAGGAUCAGGUUAAGGAGGCAGACGGGUGGAAACUCUGGCUAGGUCCAAAGAAGUUAGUCCCAGGUCAUAGGGGUGAAUGGCUUGGUGCAGUUGGAACGGGAGACAAAUCAAGAAAGCUUUCUUCCUGCAUAUGUCUUAAGGAUAGACAGCCUUGCUGUGCCUCUUGCUGAUGUCUUCCUUUACUGAAGCUUGCUGACGCGAUUGUACAUAGCCUUUCUUUUUAGGAAUAGAUAUAUUAUAUAUGCAUAUAUAAAACAUCUCACUAUGCUCACCACGAGUAGAUUCACCAAAGGUUCUUUAUGGAAUGUUCGUCAUGGUUUGUUUGGGGGGGGGACCCAGCUGCAUAGCUAGCGCUUAUGCAUGCCUAGGUUCUACGUGCUGUUUGGUGGUUGGAAGGAGUGGUUGGGAGGGGAGAGGAGCUUGAACAAGUGGUCUUCUGAGACCCGACUGCUGGGGGCAGGCUGAGUUUGUAGCAGUUUGUCUGGUUGCUUGGAUCUGUUGGCUGCAAUAAACACACUGUCUCCCCUGAA
Messenger RNA from Mesocricetus auratus (golden hamster), 4275 nucleotides. It is a transcript of the gene Scn2b, whose product is annotated as sodium voltage-gated channel beta subunit 2. Gene Ontology annotation, biological process: membrane depolarization during cardiac muscle cell action potential; regulation of sodium ion transmembrane transporter activity; cardiac muscle cell action potential involved in contraction. Gene Ontology annotation, cellular component: voltage-gated sodium channel complex; membrane. Gene Ontology annotation, molecular function: sodium channel regulator activity. The transcript is spliced from 4 exons. Bases 201 to 848 code for a protein of 215 amino acids. Lineage: Eukaryota; Metazoa; Chordata; Mammalia; Rodentia; Cricetidae. The record is from RefSeq and is a predicted model, not a curated record.